Messenger RNA from Cadophora gregata, 366 nucleotides. RefSeq lists its product as uncharacterized. The transcript has 4 exons. The record is from RefSeq and is a predicted model, not a curated record. Bases 1 to 366 code for a protein of 121 amino acids. NCBI's taxonomy places the organism in Eukaryota, Fungi, Ascomycota, Leotiomycetes, Helotiales, Ploettnerulaceae.
AUGCUUCUUGGGGGUUUCGGUCUUACCUUCACAGCACUCUCCAUUCCAACUCUGGCUUCAGCCCAAGAUUUCUCCUGGCGCGCCUAUAAAACCACAGUAUGCAACCACAACGCAAACCCAGGCGAUGUUUGGCCAAGCAACAGCGUGAGGCCAAACACUGGAUCAUUCGGUCUCUGCUACAGUCUUCCACCUCAAGAUCCCUGGAUUGCGCUUGAGAUUGAUCAUGACUUUAAUGACGGGCCUUACGCUGUCAUCACGUACUGCAAUCGUCGAUGUCAAGGCAAUGCGUCGCCGCGCCAGAAGGGAAAAUAUUGCUAUACCACCCCUCAGCCUGAUUGUAUCAUCUCUUCUUUCUCUGUGAGAUGA